UCUCAUAUAUUUUCCUUCAUCUGGGCUUUUGGUCGCAAGUCUGUGCUGCUAAGGUGAAAUGAGGUUGUCAAUUGCGCUUGUACUGCUGCUAUUGUUGUGCACUGUAGGUUUUAGAGUUGGUUCCGAAAGUAUAUACAGCCAAGAUGGUGCUGCUCUCCGAGCACUAAUGGAGCAUAUGAAGAACAUCCCACCAGACUGGGGGAAAUCAGGUGAUCCUUGUGGUGGAAACCCAUGGGCAGGAGUUACAUGCAACAAUUCCAGGGUCAUUGAACUGAAGUUAUACAACAUGGGCAUUGAAGGUACUCUGAGCAGUGACAUUGGAAGCCUCACUGAACUUCAAAUCCUGGAUCUAUCCUACAACAGGAACCUCGGUGGCUCACUUCCUCCAGCCAUUGGGAGACUGCAACAUCUUACCUCUCUGUUCUUAAUUGGAUGCAACUUCACCGGUAACAUCCCAGAUGAAAUCGGCAAUCUAUCUGAACUUACUUUCCUGGCGCUACAGUUGAACAAGUUUAUUGGAAAAAUACCAAAUUCUCUUGGUCGACUCUCCAAACUCGUCCUUCUGGACUUGGCAGGUAAUCAGUUGAGUGGUCCCAUUCCCAUCUCUACAGAUAUAGCGCCAGGAUUAGACCAGCUUGUCUAUACAAAGCAUUUCCAUUUUAACAAGAAUCACUUGUCUGGCCCCAUUCCUGAAAAGCUUUUCCACUCUAAUUUGACAGUGUUACAUGUACUUCUUGACCAUAAUCAGCUUACUGGUACAAUUCCAGGCUCGAUUGGAGUUGUGCAGUCUCUUGAAUCUCUACGUCUUGACAACAAUAAUCUUACAGGCCAGAUUCCUGAAACUAUUAGUGAUCUUAGAAACCUCAAAUUACUGAAUUUAGCAAACAACAAUUUAACUGGACCAAUGCCGAAUCUAACGUUGUUGAAUUCCCUUGACACUCUGGACUUGAGCCAGAACUCGUUUGAUCCUUCAGAAGCUCCUGCCUGGUUUGCCAACUUAGAGAAUCUCUCAUCUUUGGUCAUAGAAUCUGGAGGGCUCUUUGGUAAAGUACCAGCUAAACUCUUCAGCCUUCCACGAUUACAGCGUGUGGUGCUAAAGAACAAUGCCUUUAAUGGCAGUCUUGACAUGGGCAGCGAUAUCAGCAAUCAACUGCAAAUUGUGAAUGUUGAAAACAAUGCUCUUACAUCGGUCGAACUCAGCGUGGACUAUAACAAUACUAUAAUGCUGCAUGGUAAUCCAGUGUGCGGAAAUAUUCAUCUAUCAGAAACAAGCUAUUGCCUUCCUGUACGAAAGAAACCUGUUCCUUCUGUAAAUCAAUCCCACUGCAAAUCACAAGCAUGUGCCCAAAUUUAUGAUUGUUUGCAUCCAUACGAGGGGCUGAUGAUUUUCAGAGCACCCUACUUUCAAGUUGUGACAGAUCACUUGGUGUUCGAACAGUUAGAGGAAACUGUAUGGAAUACAUAUGGAUCACACGUGGCCUCCGUGUCUCUUCAAGAUCCCCACUUUAAUGGUGAUUCUUAUCUGGAGGUACUGCUAAAGCUUUGCCCUCUAAAUGGAGCGUACUUCAACCGAACAGAGAUAUUGAUGGAGCUCGACCUAAGCAACCGGCAUUAUAAAGCACCAAAAAUUUUUGGUCCUUACUAUUUCAGCGCUCUUCCAUACAAUUUCCCAGGAACAAGUUCCUCUUCCCAUAGAGGUUUGAUCAUCGGAAUGGUGGUGGGAUUUACAAUUCUGAUCGUUGGACUUGUAAGCAUGGGGAUAUAUGCGAUGCGACAAAAGAAAAUGGUUCAAAAAGCUAUAGAAAUUAUUAAUCCCUUUGCUUCCUGGGAUCCUGAUGUAGAAAAUAGUGUGGAAGCACCACAAUUGAAUGGAGCAAGGUGGUUUUCUUAUGAUGAACUCAAGAACUGCACUAACAAUUUCCCUGAGAUUAAUGUAAUUGGCGUAGGAGGCUAUGGGAAGGUAUACAGAGGAAAGCUUUCCAAUGGGAAGAUAGUCGCGAUCAAGAGAGAGCAGCUGGAGUCAAAUCAAGGCGGGCUCGAGUUUAAGACUGAGAUUGAGUUGCUCUCGAGAAUCCAUCACAAAAACCUACUUGAACUUGUAGGCUUCUGCUUUCAGAAAGGAGAACGGAUGCUAAUUUAUGAGUUCAUGCCUAAUGGAACUCUGAGGGAAUGUUUGUUAGGACAAAAUGGCGUUGAACUGAACUGGAAGGCCAGACUUUGUAUUGCUCUUGACUCGGCCCGAGGAGUUGCUUAUCUUCAUGAACAUGCAAACCCACCAAUUAUCCAUAGAGAUAUAAAAUCUACGAAUAUCCUUCUGGAUGAACAUAUGAAUGCAAAGGUCGCAGAUUUUGGGCUCUCCAAGCUAGUAUCGGACAGCGAAAGAGGUCAAUAUACUACUCAGGUCAAGGGGACAUUGGGUUAUCUAGAUCCAGAGUACUACACUACUCAACUGCUGACGGGGAAAAGCGACGUUUACAGUUUUGGGGUCGUAAUGCUAGAACUAAUAACAGCAAUGCCACCAAUUCACAAUAGCAAAUACAUUGUCCGAGAGGUUCAAAAGUCAAUAAACAAGAAAGACCUGAAGUUCUAUGGUCUAGCUGAGUUAAUGGAUCCUGUCAUCCGAUAUGGACCUCAUAUUAUAGGUUUCAAGGGGUUUGUAGACCUAGCACUUCGAUGCGUUGAGGACUCAUCGGUAGAUCGACCGACAAUGGGCGAGGUUGUUAAAGAACUUGAGGUGCUGGCGGCUAAUGAAGGAAUGAGCAGAAACUCAUCUUCAGCAUCGUCGUCAUCAACGAGAUAUCUGAUUCCUAGGAGGGAUGGAGGCAAUAAUCCUUUUGAAUACUCUGGUGGCUACUCAUUCUCAAUAGAACUUGAACCGAAGUAGCCAGUAGUAGUGCAGUUCCCUUCAAUUUUCUUUUCCUUGUUAUAGGAGUCUGCAUGUUUACAAGUUCAUCAUACGUACAUGUUUACUUUAUGAUUAGUUACCAACUAUAGGUAAAGCUAGCUUCUUAAUGAUAAGAUAAGGUA
Asparagus officinalis (garden asparagus) is the source of this 3027-nucleotide messenger RNA. RefSeq names its product probable leucine-rich repeat receptor-like protein kinase At5g49770. The record is from RefSeq and is a predicted model, not a curated record. The transcript has 19 exons. Gene Ontology annotation, biological process: protein phosphorylation. NCBI's taxonomy places the organism in Eukaryota, Viridiplantae, Streptophyta, Magnoliopsida, Asparagales, Asparagaceae. The coding region runs from base 59 to 2884 and encodes 941 amino acids. Gene Ontology annotation, molecular function: protein kinase activity; protein binding; ATP binding.